Messenger RNA from Pistacia vera, 1922 nucleotides. RefSeq names its product transcription termination factor MTERF15, mitochondrial-like. Gene Ontology annotation, cellular component: chloroplast. Lineage: Eukaryota; Viridiplantae; Streptophyta; Magnoliopsida; Sapindales; Anacardiaceae. The transcript has 3 exons. The record is from RefSeq and is a predicted model, not a curated record. Gene Ontology annotation, molecular function: double-stranded DNA binding. Gene Ontology annotation, biological process: regulation of DNA-templated transcription; chloroplast organization. The coding region runs from base 224 to 1444 and encodes 406 amino acids.
UUGAAGUUGAAGGUGAAGAAAAGAGUGAAAAAAAAUGUUCUCCUUCGUAUCCAAGAAUCUGUUUUUGGUGUACAAGCACGAAGUGUUCAUGUUCAUUUGUUCAAAACACCAGUUAGCGGAAGUGUCUUCUUCUUCUCUUCUACGAGGUACAAGCUAGUGAGUUAAAUCUACAUACUGAACAAAACCUUCAAUACAUUGUUAGUAAUACUUUUCGCCGAUUACGAUGAGUGGUUAUGUGUAUAGAAGGCUAGUAUAUGCACAAGUUUUACCAAAUAUUUAUAGGUGUGUCGUUCCAAAUUUAGGCACUAAUCAUGUGGAUUUGUGUUUGAGUUUUUUGCCCACCAGCAUUAGAUCAUUCUCCAACAAAAUCGAACAAGUUAGAGAGGAUUACUUAUUUACUGUGCCAUACCUCAUAAACUCCUGUGGGUUGUCCCCAGAAAAGGCAGAAUCUGUCUCCAAAAGAAUCAAGCUUCAAUCAGCUGAACAACCAGAUUUGGUCUUGAAAGUUCUAAGAAACCGUGGAUUUACGACUGCCCAUAUAGCCAAACUUGUUGGACUGCGCCCUAGUUUACUUUUAGCCAAUCCUGAGAAGUCAAUUUUGCCUAAAUUUAAAUUUUUCAACACUUUCGGGAUCACAGAUGCUGAGCUUGCGAGGGUUUGCUCUUCAAAUCCAACUAUUUUGGGUUGCAGUUUGGAAAAUCUACUCAUUCCUAACUAUAAAUUCCUCAAAAGUGUGCUCCUCUCUGAUGCUAAUGUUAUUAAAUCUUUUAGAAACAACUCAUGGCUCUUUCUGCAAGAUUUGCCAAAGACUCUGUCUCCAAAACUUGCAGUGCUGAGAGAACUCGGAAUGCCUGAGAAUUUUGUUGCAUUGAUUUUAACAUGUUAUAUCUCUAUAGUCCUUCAAAAACGUGAGAAGUUUGACAAAAAUGUCAAGAAGGUUAUUGAAAUGGGUUUUGAUCCUCAGAAAAGUGGGUUCAUCCAUGCGAUGCAGGUGUUUGUUGCAAUGAGUCAAUCAACUCGGGAACAUAAAUUAGACGUUUUCAGGGGGUGGGGUUGGUCUGAUGAGGACAUUAUGUUGGUGUUCAGAAAGCGCCCCAGUUUUAUGAAUGCCUCUGAAAGCAAAAUAAUGAAUGCAAUGGAUCUUCUUGUGAACAAGAUGGGUUGGCAGUCCACAGAUAUUGCCUUGUGUCCAGACAUUUUCCUUAUGAGUUUGGAAAAGAGGGUAAUCCCAAGGUGUUUGGUUAUUAAAGUUCUGCAAUCGAAGGGGUUGGUGAAGAAAAAAUUGUGCCUAAGUUCAUGUGUAAAACCCGUUGAGAAGCUAUUCUUGGAUAGGUUUGUGACAAAAUACUUGGACCAGGUUCCUGAAUUGAUGAAUAUCUAUCAAAGGAAGGAUGGGUUUCAGGCUCUGGAUAUGAAUAUCUGUGUUUCUUCCAGCAAACUGUAGCAUGUCAACUUUCCAAACCUAAAACGAUUGUAAAAUCUCUAAUUGAUGCAGUCCUGAAUCUCAAUUAUGUGGUUUUGAUUGGAGUUUCUUACAAGACCUUUCGUGCUAGCAAAUUGCAGUGAAGCUUGAUAGGUAGUCUUGCUUAACUUGAACCAUAUAUUGGAGUGAAUUUUAGUAUGUCUUCUGUGCUGAUGUUCUGUGAAAAGUACUUGACAGACACAUUUUUUUUCCAAGGUAUCAGGAACAGGUUCGGCAACUAUUUGGUACAUGUCAAGGGAAAAUUAAUCUUUUCGAACUAGGCAUCAUCAGAUUUAAGCAAGAGCCUGAAGCAAAUAUAUUGUUAAUUCUUCAUACACAUGAUUUUCUUAUUGUUGUUUGUUAAUAUGGGUGCCUUUCUGGAUACAGCUUACAGCUUCUUUUAUCAGUUCUCAUUGUUUAAUUGGAAAGAAUGAAGUUGAUGAACACAUAGGAGUUAUGU